Molecule: messenger RNA, 867 nt
Organism: Camellia sinensis
Lineage: Eukaryota; Viridiplantae; Streptophyta; Magnoliopsida; Ericales; Theaceae
Product: VQ motif-containing protein 11
Source: RefSeq, a predicted model, not a curated record
UCCAAACCAAAAAAACAAACAAAAAACAGAAGCAACAAACCCACCUCUCUCUCUCUCUCUCUCUCUCUCUAAACACAAGAAUAAAAACCCCACAUUUGAUGCCCCCUCUUCCCGCUUUCUUUUUCAGUCUCUGUUCCUCCCACCACCACCACCACCACCACCACCGUUCCUCCAAGUCUCUUUCAUGGCUUCUUCUUCUUCUUCCUCUAACCCUAACACCCACAUCACCAACAACAAUGUCUCAUCUCAACCACCCUCACUCUCCGCACCCUUCGACCCCACUCUAUCAACCAACACCACUUUCGUUCAAGCCGACCCCUCAACUUUCCGAUCCGUUGUCCAGAGACUCACCGGAGCUCCCCUAGACCCCUCCACACCCAAACUCCCCCUCUCCCUCCCCAUCGGUCCUCGCCGAUCUUCCUUCAAGCUCCACGAACGAAGACAGACUGCCAGAAAGCUCGAAAUCAAACUCAACAACAACAACAAUAACAUCAACUGUGUUGACUCGGUUACAGCCGGGUCGACUCGGCAAAGGAGUGGGCUAGGGUUUGGAGGUGAGAUGAUGGUGAUGGUGUCGCCCGUGUCGACUCUGGAUUUCUUCGCACGUGGGAGCCCGAGGACGCCGUCGGAGGAAGAAGAGAAAGCGAUUGCGGAAAAGGGGUUUUAUUUUCAUCCGAGUCCACUCAGUACACCCCGAGGCGGCUCUGAACCUGAGCUCUUGCCUUUGUUCCCUCUUCACUCUCCCAGACACGAUUCUUCAUCUUCUUGAUUUUCUCUUUAAAAAAAAAAAAAUAUCAGUGAAGUGUUUUGUAGUAUUAAUUAAUAAAGUAUAUAAGUAUGUAAUUUUAUCGAGUUUUAUUUUAUUUU